AUGAAUACGCGAACUUCGAGUUUAUCGUCGCUGUCUGAUCUAUUUCGUCCAAACAAUCCAAGACGACUCAGGUCUAGAGACUUAAGUUCUACGAGACUACAUAUCCUCAAGAAAGAGAUACAAACGGACACCCAUCUUAUUACUCUCAAAGAGUUAUACUCUUUGCUGGGCACUGAUCCUGUCAAUGGACUUACGAGUGAUAAAGCAAGGGAAUUAUUAGAAUACUACGGACCGAACAUGCUCACGCCAUCCGCUCAUUUGAAAUGGCCUUUGUUAUUAUUUAAGUCUAUGUGCACAGGUUUUUCUGUUUUAAUUUGGCUCGGCGCCGUGUUAUGUUUGGGAGCUUACGUGAUAGAAAUAACUGCUAAACCAAAUCCGAGUCAUGACAACCUUUACUUGGGAUGUGUUCUUAUCGGCGUUGAUGUAAUAUGUGGUCUCUUUAGUUUUUUCCAAAACUAUAAAAGUUCUAAGAUAAUAAAAACAUUCAACAAUUUAAUUCCUAUGUACGCAAACUGCGUCCGUGAUGGAGUUUUAACACGUAAUGUUCAAGUACGGGAUCUGGUGAAAGGAGACAUCGUUGAGGUUGAAAUAGGUGACGUGCUACCGGCAGAUAUAAGGAUAAUUGAAAGUAAAGGAUUUAAAGUUGAUAACUCAUCUCUGACUGGAGAGAGUGUAGCAUUACCUCGUAGUAACACGGAAGGGACUGAAAAUAUACUGGAGUCGCCGAACAUUGCUUUUUUUUCUGCACUCUGUGUUGAGGGUUGGGCUAGAGGUGUAGUUGUCUGCUGUGGUGAUUUAACAGCUCUAGGUCGUGUUGCUGGUCUAGCGGCUAGACUUCAACCCGCUCCGUCACCUCUCUCAAGGGAAAUACGUCGUUUCAUGCGCUGUAUGUCGGCGUGGGCAUUAAGUUUAGGUAUAAUCGUCGCAGCCGCCAGCCUGAGUCUAGGAUAUCCGUUCAUUCAAACAACGAUAUUCGUCAUUGGCAUAAUAGUCGCUAACAUUCCAGAAGGAUUGCAGCCAACAGUCACAGCUUCUUUAACGUUGACAGCUAAGCGUAUGGUAUCGAAACAAUGUCUGGUUAAAAAUCUAGAAACAAUUGAAGCUUUGGGUGCCUGUACAAUAAUAUGCUCUGACAAAACAGGGACAUUGACUGAGAAUAAAAUGUGCGUCCGAAACAUUUGGGUGUGGAACAAAAAGUAUUCUGUUCUCGAUAAGGAUUUUAAAUCAACAACGCAAAACGAUGCAGCUUGCAUCGCGUUUAAAAUAUGCGCGUCAGUGUGUAGCAACGCUGUAAUUUCUACAAAGAGUGAUGUAAGGGGCGACGCAUCUGAGAAGGCGAUUUUGAGCUUUUUAAACGAAUACGACGACCCAAUGUCUAUACGGAAACGAUUUCCAAAAGUAGCCGAAAUUCCUUUCAAUUCAAUCAAUAAAUAUCAGAUGAGUAUCCAUUUUGAUACGCAAAGUUCAAAAUACUAUUUGGCUAUGAAGGGUGCUCCGGAACGAAUAUUAUCUCGCUGCGAUACUGUAAUUUUUCACAACCAAGACAUUAAAAUGACAAACGAUAUGAAAGACGUUGCCAAUAAAGCCAUCGAAAAUUUGGCGAACACCGGUCAAAGAGUUCUAGCGUUUGCCGAUUUGAUUUUGGACGCUAAAGAAUAUCCUAAAAAUUAUAAGUUCGAUACAGAAGACAUUAAUUUUCCUCAAACAAAUCUUCGUUUCCUCGGACUUGUUGGCUUGAAAGAUCCGCCAAGGAAAGAGGUACUCUUCGCUAUCCGGCGCGUACGUGCAGCUGGUGUGAGAGUUUUAAUGAUAACCGGUGACCAUCCUGCCACAGCGAGGGCGGUGGCAGCGGAGGUUGGUAUCGCUACCACCUCUGCGUGCCGUGUGGUCACCGGCGACGAUCUCAGGAAUAUGACGCAUGAUUUACUGUCGUUGACACUCGAAAAACAUUACGAGAUUGUCUUUGCAAGGACAUCUCCCACGCAAAAGCUGCAAAUAGUUGAAGCUUGCCAGGAGAAAGGGAACGUUGUAGCAGUUACAGGAGACGGGGUAAAUGACGCACCGGCGUUGAGACGAGCAGAUAUCGGAAUAUCCAUGGGAAUAACGGGAUCUCAAGUAUCCAAGCAAACUGCAGAUAUUAUAUUAAUGGAUGAUAACUUUGCGACUAUUGUUACUGGCAUAGAAGAAGGUCGAAAAAUAUUCGAUAACCUAAAGAAAUCCGUCUGCUACAUCCUGAUAUCGAACGUACCAGAAAUACUACCAGUUUUUAUGUUCAUUCUUUUCUCCAUACCGUUGCCACUCGGAGUAAUGACCAUCCUUUGUAUUGAUCUGGGCACGGAUAUGUGGCCAGCCGUAUCUUUAUCCCACGAGUUAGCUGAACAGGAUGUGAUGGCGCGUCCUCCGCGAACAUCAGACCCACUUGUGUCAACCUGCAUGUUAAACUUGGUGUAUGGUCAUCUCGGCUUGAUAGAAUUCGCCGCGGGAAUUUUCGCUUACUUCGUUGUUAUGGCUGAACACGGAUUCUAUCCUAAAGAACUAUUUGGUAUUCGUGAAGCUUGGGACAACGAGGCAGUAAGUGACGUGACAGACUCCCUCGGCCAGGAGUGGACUUUUAACGAACGAAAAGAACUCGAACGCAUCUGUCAAGCUGCUUACUUCGUAGCGGUUGUCAUUACACAAGUGACAAAUUGUAUAAUUUGCAAAACUAGAUACAAUUCAUUCUUUCAAGUUGGUAUGAAAAAUGGAGUUCUCAAUAUGGGUUUAAUAUUCGAAUUAUUCAUAGCAGCGCUUGUGUGUUAUGUUCCCGGAGUAAAUACAUUUUUCAGGACCUACCCUCUCCGACUGAGAUGGUGGUUCUUAGCUCUACCAUUUUCAGCUUUUAUGUUCGUUUUUGACGAAUUCAGAAAAUAUUGUAUUCGAAGGCAUAAGUUUAACGGUUGGUUCAAUAAACUCACUUAUUAUUAA
Messenger RNA from Danaus chrysippus (African queen), 2964 nucleotides. The record is from the annotation of a GenBank genome assembly. NCBI's taxonomy places the organism in Eukaryota, Metazoa, Arthropoda, Insecta, Lepidoptera, Nymphalidae.